GAGAACACAACAACAGUUAUAGUCCAUGAAGCUAUAAAUGAAGAAUAUGAGUGGGUUCAGUUUAACAAACAACUCCGUCUCAUUCGUUCAGUCAAAGACGAUAUGUACCAAAUGCAAAGUAUUUUGACAGCAUGUUUUGCUCCAGAUACUAAGCUUCCUAAAGACUGGUUUAGGAACCAAAGCACACAAGAACUUUUGAUCGAAGCACAGCGAGACAUACUUUUUUCUGAAAACAGUGAAGAACAGCGAGUAAGUAAAAAACCUCAGUCGCCAAAACUCUAUGAAAACAGUGAAGAACAGCGAGUAGGUAAAAAACCUCAGUCGCCAAAACUCUAUGAAAAUCGUGAAAAAUUGCCAAACGGUUUGAGAGGAUAUUAUGUACAUAGACUUCUUGUAAAUGCUGUUGCAACGUGGGCUUCGCCUCGUUAUGCUUGGUAUAUUUACAGACUUCUUGACGAAAUUCAUAGACAAGAACGUGAAGAGAUGGAAAACAAGCUUGAAGCAAAAGACAAAAGCAUUCAGAAAAGAAUACCACGUUCGGUACCAAAAGGAAAGGAAAAGAACUAUAAGUAUAUGAUUUAUACUGAAGAGAUGGAAAAUGAAGAAGAUAAAGAUAUGGUUAUGUUGCAUUUAGUCAGAAGAAACAACAAGAGCUUUUACGACCUUGCUAAUAUUUACAAAUCUGACAGAAAUUGGUUCUAUCGCGAAAACUUACCGAUUUCAAUGACCCCAAAUGAAGAUGUGAAACAAAUAGUUCAAGAUACGUUACCUCAAACACACUAUGAUAUGAAAGGUUGUACAAUACUUACCUUCAAAGAAGACUUACCGCUACUGAAAGAAAAAAUAACAGAGUAUUUUGACAACUUCAAACAAGCAGAGUAA
Molecule: messenger RNA, 882 nt
Organism: Trichomonas vaginalis G3
Lineage: Eukaryota; Parabasalia; Trichomonadida; Trichomonadidae
Product: KilA, N-terminal/APSES-type HTH, DNA-binding family
Exons: 1
Source: RefSeq, a predicted model, not a curated record